CGCGUUCUCACUAGUCGAACGGUGCCCGACCGGUAACGUAGCGCCGACUGCCGACCGAGAGACGAACAGCGAAAAUGUCCGCCGUGGCGAAGUCCUCCAAGUACACCUACCGCAGCAGCGGUGGCGGCACCACAGACGUCAACAUCGAGUACAGCGCCGACCUGAGUGCUCUCUCCAGAUUGGAGGACAAGAUUCGUCUCCUCCAUGAUGAUCUGGAAUCCGAAAGAGAGCUGCGUCAGAGGAUCGAAAGGGAGAAGGCAGAUUUGAGCGUGCAAGUAAUUCAACUCUCUGAGAGGCUGGAGGAAGCUGAAGGCGGAGCCGAGAGCCAGUUCGAGAUCAACAGGAAACGCGACACCGAGUUGACCAAGCUCCGCAAACUACUGGAAGAUGUUCACCUUGAGUCUGAGGAGACUGCUCACCUGCUCAAGAGGAAACACCAAGAGAUCGUGGUGGAUUUCCAGGACCAAAUCGACCAGCUUACCAAAAGCAAAGCCAGGGUAGAGAAAGAAAAGUCGAAGUUCCAAGCUGAAGUAUACGAGCUACUGGCUCAAGUUGAGAAUGUGACCAAGGAGAAGAUCACUGUCCAGAAGGUCGUUGAAAAGCUAGAAAUUACCAUCAGCGAACUGCACAUCAAGAUUGAAGAGCUGAACCGCACCAUUGUGGACAUCACCUCACACAAGCAGCGUUUAUCUGUAGAGAAUGUUGAGCUCACCAAGGAAGUUCAGGACCUUAAGGUCAACCUUGAGAACACGGUGUACCUCAAGAGCCAGCUGAUCAGUCAGCUGGAAGACGCGCGCCGCAGGCUCGAGGAUGAGGACAGAAGGCGCUCUUUGCUCGAGGCUAACUUGCACCAGGUUGAAAUCGACCUGGAGUCCGUCCGCGUGCAGUUGGAGGAAGAGUCUGAGGCCCGUUUGGAUCUGGAACGGCAGCUAGUUAGGUCUAACGGCGAGCUGCAGCACUGGAAGUCCAAGUUCGAAGCCGAGGCUGCCGCGCGUGCGGAGGAAAUCGAGGAGAUCCGCCGCAAGUACUCUAUCCGCAUACAAGAGCAAGAGGAACAAAUUGAGACUCUCAUCGCCAAGAUCAGUAACGUUGAGAAACAGAAAUCUCGUCUCCAGAGUGAGGUCGAAGUACUUAUCAUCGACCUAGAAAAGGCGAACGGCACAGCUCGGGAGCUGCAAAAGAGAACUGAGCAGCUUGAGCGUGUGAACAUCGAGAUCAAGUCGCGUCUUGAAGAGACUGUGCAGCUGUAUGAAGUGACUCAGCGCGACCUUCGCAACAAACAGACAGAGCUUCAACGAGUUAGCCACGAGCUGGACAAGACUCGCGAGCAGAAGGACGCUCUUGGCCGCGAGAAUAAGAAACUGGGUGACGACUUGCACGAAGCUCGCGCUAACAUCACCGAGUUGACCCGCCGUCUUCACGAGCUCGAGAUCGAGCUGCGCCGUCUUGAGAACGAGCGAGAAGAACUCACUGCCGCCUACAAAGAAGCUGAGGCCGGCCGCAAAGCAGAGGAGCAGCGCUCGCAGAGGCUGACUGCCGAGUUCAGCCAAUUCCGCCACGAGGCAGAGCGCCGCCUCCAGGAGAAGGAGGAAGAGAUUGAAGCCAUCCGUAAGCAGACCAGCAUUGAAAUCGAGCAGCUUAACGCUCGUGUGGUUGAAGCCGAGACCAAGCUGAAGACGGAGGUAACACGCAUCAAGAAGAAGCUGCAGUUGCAAAUCACUGAACUAGAACUCUCUUUGGACGUUGCCAACAAAACCAACAUCGACCUUCAGAAGACCAUCAAGAAGCAAUCGCUUCAGCUCACUGAGAUUCAGACCCACUACGAUGAGGUCCAGAGGCAGCUCCAGGUGACGCUUGACCAGUACGGCGUCGCCCAGCGUAGAAUACAAUCGCUCACAGGCGAGGUCGAGGAGAUUCGUGGCAAUUACGAGCAGGCCCUUCGUGCUAAGCGCUCUGUGGAGCAGAUGUACGAGGAAUCUCAGACCCGCAUCAACGAGUUAACAGUGAUCAACGUAAACUUGUCAAGCAGCAAGGCCAAGAUUGAGCAGGAGUUGGCCGCUGUUGCCGCCGACUACGACGAGAUCACCAAGGAACUGCGCGUGGCUGAUGAGAGAUAUCAGCGCGUCCAGACUGAGCUGAAACACACCGUCGAGCACCUACACGAUGAGCAGGAAAGGAUUGUAAAGAUCGAAGCCAUCAAGAAGUCUCUCGAGAUCGAAGUUAAGAACCUCUCGGUUCGUCUUGAAGAAGUUGAAACCAACGCUAUCGUCGGUGGAAAGCGCAUUAUCAGCAAACUUGAGGCCCGUCUUAAGGACCUGGAGCUAGAGACGGAUGAGGAGAAGAGGAGGCACGCCGAGACCAUUAAGAUUCUCCGCAAGAAAGAGCGUCAACUCAAAGAAGUCAUGAUUCAAUGCGAGGAGGACCAAAAGAACAUUGCUCUCCUCCAGGAUUCGCUUGAGAAGGUGACUCAGAAGGUCAACAUCUAUAAGAGGCAACUCACUGAACAGGAGGGCAUGUCCCAGCAAUCGGUUACGAGGGUACGACGAUUCCAGCGCGAACUCGAGGCGGCCGAAGACCGCGCCGACGUCGCUGAAAGCAACCUGACUCUGAUCCGCGCCAAGCACCGCACCUUUGUCACCACCUCCACUGUGCCCGGCUCUCAGGUGUAUCUGGUGCAGGAGUCCCGUGCGCUCAGUUCGGAGUGAGAACCCUAUCCCCCGCCCCGCUAAGCAUUUCUCUCCACCAGUCGAUAUCGGGGCUCAAAUUCCGGUCGGGUAUAAGCCUAGUCGUUCGUUAAGUGAUGUAAAAUAGCGGCGGGCGGCGCCGGCGCAUAUACGUGUCGACGCAGCGCGCCGUUAGACCGG
Molecule: messenger RNA, 2864 nt
Organism: Hyposmocoma kahamanoa
Lineage: Eukaryota; Metazoa; Arthropoda; Insecta; Lepidoptera; Cosmopterigidae
Gene: Prm
Product: paramyosin, long form-like
Exons: 16
Coding region: 75-2705 (876 amino acids)
Cellular component (GO): myosin complex
Source: RefSeq, a predicted model, not a curated record